AUGAGUUUCCUCGAGGGCAUCAAAGCCAUCCCGGGGGACAUAGGCUCGGUCCCGACGGGCAGAGGGAAGCUCAAACGCGCGGCGGAGAUCGGCAAGGUCCUCGUCGACGAAGCCCUCGGCGUCGUGCGCGCGAUCCCGUACGGCGUCCGCGCGCUGCGCCUCCAUCGCUCGCUCCCGGACGCGGUCGCGGGAGCGCGCGACGCGCGCGGCGUGCGCAUCGUCCGCGACGUCCGCUACGCGAGCGCGCCGCGCGCGGUCAUGGACGUCUACCUCCCCGACGGCGCGUCGCUCGCGAACGGCGCGGGCGCGAUCGCGGACGCGGUCGGAGGACGAGGCGGCGGCGGCGGCGGCGGCGGCGGCGACAGCGACUCGAGCGCGUUCCCCGUCGCGCUGUUCGUCCACGGCGGGGUCUGGGCCGUCGGCGAGAAGUGGCACUUCGCCCCCAUGGCCUCGAGACUCGCAGAGGAGGGCGUCAUCGCGUGCGUCGCAACCUACACGCUGUUCCCGCGCGCCGAGGCGGAUCAGAUGUGGCGCGAAGUCUCCGACGCGGUGGGCUUCACUCUGGAGAACGCGCGCGGAUUCGGCGGCGACGACGCGCGCGUGUCGCUCAUCGGGCACAGCGCGGGCGCGCACGUGUGUUCCAUGGCGCUUCUGCAUCGGUGCGGGGUCGUGAGCGACGACGUCGGCGGCGGCGCGUCGGCGGACGACCCCGCCGCGAGGCGCAUGCCGAAACAAUUUUUAGGACUUUUCCUGGCGUUUCUCUUCGCCCACCCCUCGCGUUCAAUACCCGCCCUCGGCGCCUUUCAACUCCUCCAUCUGACGCCUUUCAACUCCACCCCGACGUUCGCUCGUAUGGAAUGGCCCUUAGGCCUCUGCGGCGUCUACGACGUGGGGAGGCACUACGAGUACGAGGACAGCCGCGGGGUCGCGCUGCUGUCGACGAUGGGGCGCGCGAUGGGCGGGCGCGAGAAGUUUCCGCAGUGCUCGCCCGUGAGGGUCGUGCGCGGGAACCGCGGCGCCGUCGGCGGGGAGUACGCGUACGACGUAGAAGACCCUCAGGCGCGUUCUAUACGCUGGUCCCCAUACGACCGCGUCGGCGAGGUGAACGCCGUUCCUUAA
Micromonas pusilla CCMP1545 is the source of this 1119-nucleotide messenger RNA. RefSeq lists its product as uncharacterized. The record is from RefSeq and is a predicted model, not a curated record. Gene Ontology annotation, molecular function: lipase activity. The coding region runs from base 1 to 1119 and encodes 372 amino acids. Lineage: Eukaryota; Viridiplantae; Chlorophyta; Mamiellophyceae; Mamiellales; Mamiellaceae. The transcript is spliced from 4 exons.